GCGGCCGCCGGUAGGUUUCGUAUCGGAGUGACAAGUGAUGGGGCACCGCUCAGAUGAGAGGAGCGCCUCAAAUCAUUCCGCUACUGGACACAACUUUGAAUAGGAAAAAAAAACAAGUGGCCUCUUUGUCACGUGUUUUUUCUAUUGUGUCCAAGAGAGAGUUGCGCCUGUUAAUUGGGAUGAGAGUUCAAGUGAAGUGAGCCGCCAGAUUGGACCUUUAAAGCUUCUUAAAGCAGGUGGUGGUGGGAGGAAGCGCUUUGCCCAUAGGCGAGUGGAGUGUUUAUGCCCAAGUGGAACUAGGGCAACGCGUGAAAACUGUGGGCAAGUAGCUCUCGUUAUGUUUUUUCUGAACUGGACAUGAUGAAGUGGAGAGGACUGCGGACACGGAGGAGCGCGCUACUUGACGCAGGGAUGGAGACACCAGGAGCGCGUAGUGGAACUGGAAUCAAUUCUUGGAACAGGACCAUAAAAUGUUCUGUAGACCCAAAUAUGGGCACGUCGGGCCACAGAGGACACUUCCACCUGCAGCGGACUGUGAUUUUCCUGGUUGCGCUCACGAUGCAGCCGCAGAUUGUUUUGGCAGUGGGAAUGUUUGAGCUUCAGAUCCGCAACUUCCAGAAUCUCCAUGGACUGCUGCAUAAUGGGGCUUGCUGCGACCUGCAGGCCAACGGGGGUCAGCGGUGCUCUGCCAGGGACCAAUGUGAUACCUAUUUCCAGGCAUGUCUUAAGGAGUAUCAGGCCAGGGUCUUUCCAACUGGACCGUGCACGUUUGGGACAGGCACCACGGGGGUCCUGGGUGGGAACUCUCAUUCACUCUACCACCCAAGCCACGGAGCGGAGGAUAACACUAAUGGGCACAUUGUCAUUCCCUUCAAAUAUGCCUGGCCGAAAUCUUUCUCCUUGGUCUUGGAAGCACUGGACUUUGACAAUGACACGACAGAAGCAUCAGAACCAGGCCAGCUGAUUGAGAGGGUCUUGUUGUCGUCCAUGCUGAACCCCGGCGAGCAGUGGCAGGUUUAUCGUCACCACGGCCGGACCCUCAGUCUGGAGUACCGUCUGCGUUUCCGCUGUGACUCCAACUACUACGGACCCUUCUGCAGCAAGUUCUGCCGAGCUCGAGAUGACUUCUUUGGACACUUCAAAUGUGACCCCAACGGCUCCAAGGUCUGCAUCGACGGCUGGACUGGCCCCGAGUGCAAAGAAGCUGUGUGUAAGCAAGGAUGUAACCAGCUCCACGGCUUCUGUAACGAACCCGGUGAAUGCAAGUGUCAUUAUGGCUGGAUGGGAGCACUGUGCGACAAGUGCCUGACGUUUCCCGGGUGCAUGUACGGGAGCUGUACCGAGCCCUGGCAGUGCGUCUGUGACAUCAACUGGGGAGGACUGCUGUGUGACAAAGAUCUCAACUACUGUGGUACCCAUCAGCCCUGUAAGAAUGGAGGGACGUGCACUAACACUGAGCCCAAUGAGUACCAGUGCGAAUGUCAAAAUGGAUUUAAAGGGCGCAACUGUGAAAAUGUGGAGCAUGCCUGUUUGUCAUCUCCAUGUUUGAACGGAGCAACCUGUGAGGAGAACCCCUCGGGCUUCAGCUGCAUCUGCACAGACGGCUGGACGGGACUCACUUGCGCACAAGCGGUGAGGCAGUGUGACCGUAGGCCAUGUGGACAAGGCUCCACGUGUGAAGAGGCACCAGGAGGGUUCCGCUGCCUGUGCCCACCUGGGUGGAGCGGCAGGACGUGCCAGCUUGACACUAACGAAUGUGAACUCAACAUCUGUGUCCAUGCCCACUCCUGUCGCAAUCUGAUUGGAAGAUAUUUGUGCGAGUGUCUCCCUGGAUGGACAGGCCCUAACUGUGACAUAAGAAACAGCAGCUGUCAAGAUGUAUGUUUGAAUGGAGGUAUUUGUGAGGAUCUCGUCUCAGGGUCCAGAUGUCAGUGUCCACUUGGUUUUUUUGGAAAAUAUUGUCAACAAGGCCAAAAUCCAUGUGCAAGCUUUCCCUGCCAAAAUGGAGGGCAGUGCGUCGCAAAAGAUGGAAGGAAUACAACUUGCACCUGCCCCUUUGGAUAUGAAGGAACCUACUGUGAGCUUGCACUAGAUCCAUGUAACCCCAACCCCUGCAAACAAGGCGCGGCCUGCCACAGCUCAGAAGGCAGGUACUUGUGUGCCUGUCCUGAAGGAUAUUAUGGAAAUGAAUGUAUGACCUUGAAAAACCCUUGUAUUGGCCUCCAUUGUCCUGAUGCUAUGUCUGACACAACUCACAGUGGCCUGAGCUUCUACAUGGUACUUGUGGGUAUUUUGGCUUUGGUCACUGUCUGUGGAUGUGCUGCCUGUGCUCUCAUCGCCUCUCAUCUCCAUCACAAGAGGAAAAAGCAACACUCGGUCCCACCAGAGGAAGGCAUCAACAACCAGAGGGAGUUUGUCAACCUCAUAAGAAACGUGGACCGCCCCGUACCAAACGUGCCUCCUACAGCCCCUCUGACCAAUGCUACUGCUCUCACACCCGCCUCUCGCUGCUAUGAAGAGAUUGAACUUACCCUGCCUCCUUCUCCUGCUCCUUCACAAUCCUCCCCAGCGCUCAAGCCGCUACACUCCCACAAACUGGACAUUUCAAAUCAGGAGAGAGAGAAACUCAACCGAAUCCACUACACAGAAAACCAAGAGCUGGAGGUGUGAUGUGGGAGCACAGGGUCACUGUUGCAGUAAAAUGAAUUGACUUUAUGAAAGCUAAAUGCUGCUAAUAAGGUCAAUAUCUUAAGGUGUAAUCAUUGUGAUGGGCUACAUGAGGCCAGUGAUAUUUCACUACAACUGUUUGUUUCUGGAGACUUUUUGUUACGCCACUGAGUGCCUGACGCUGAAAAAGACAGGGUUUGAUGGCCAGCCUUUAAUGCCACUGGAAGUCUCUGGGCAGGACUGAACAAAUUCUUAUUUAUAAUUAACUUUGUUGCCUGAUUGAACCUGUAGGUCAUUGUGAAAAGACUGACAUGUGUUUUAUGAAUGUAUGGAGAGUGAAAUUUAAAUCUGAAUAGAUUACUGGUCAAAUAAAUGCACGUUCAAAGGCUUGCUAGCCGUUUUUAUACAUUAUACACUGUUGCCUGACUAAUGUUUCUGUAAAACUGCAGUUGUGAAAGAUGUAUGAUUUUUCAUAAAUAUGUAAAGAUGUUAUUGUUUAUAAAUAUAUUGUACAUAUUGGUGUCCCUUUUGUACUGUUUGGUCUGAAAUUAUAAUUGUAUUACAUCAAGCACAUGUGGUUUGUAAUAAAAGUUCAUUU
Messenger RNA from Periophthalmus magnuspinnatus, 3265 nucleotides. RefSeq names its product protein jagged-1b. Gene Ontology annotation, cellular component: membrane. Gene Ontology annotation, biological process: Notch signaling pathway; cell communication; multicellular organism development. Gene Ontology annotation, molecular function: calcium ion binding. The transcript has 14 exons. Bases 358 to 2670 code for a protein of 770 amino acids. The record is from RefSeq and is a predicted model, not a curated record. Lineage: Eukaryota; Metazoa; Chordata; Actinopteri; Gobiiformes; Gobiidae.